ACAGUGCUCAUCUGUGUAUAUUGUGGCGGUGGGUGAGAGAGAGAGAGAGAGAGAGAGAGAGAGAGAGAGAGAGAGAGAGAGAGAGAGAGAGGGGAGUAUGUUUUCUGGGAGAGCGUGACUGCUCGUCGUCGUUUCCAUGAUGAGGUGACGGGGUUGUGCUUGGUGUGUACCUUCGAGACGUCCUCGUGAGACUUGGCAGCGCACUCCAGCUCAGCUGAAGGGAAUAUACUUCGGUCCAAGGAAGAGCUUUUUUUUUUUCGUAGGAUAUGUCUUUCUCUCGCACUGUCCAUCUGUGAAAGGCAAGUAAUGUUCUGAGAGCAGGCGUGCAGGCGUAGGUGAUUAAUCUGUUAGCGACAGUAUCACAACGUUCUCUCCACUAAGAAAACGCUCUGGGUCUCUUAUCUUCUUCACCUGUUCUUUUCUCCUGAAGGUAGGGGGGUCAUUAUGCGUUUCAUUCUUUCCAGUUUCAGUUAAUUACGACUGUGUUCUGACAAGAGAGAACUGGCAAGCAAAACGGAGAUUGUGAACGAAGGGUAAAGCCUUAACACUCUAGUGCAACAGUUGGUCGUCUUAACUGUCUUAACUCUGUAGGGUGGAACAUGUAGUUAUCGACUAAAGCGUCUCAGGUGCUGUGCCAAAGAUAUGCCUGAGGAUGGCUUUCGUUUCGCUUCGCUUCGCCUGUCUGCUGGAUACGCAGAGGCGGAGUCUCGAGGCAGGGUCUGGCGGUGGUUUCGUUUGCAUUUAUUGAACGUGUCCCCAUUAGAGACGAGUUAUUGUUUAUUUAACCAUCGUGGUUGGUAGGCAUAGCGCUGGGAAUUCUCGUGUGUGUUAGUUCGCGUAGUCAGCAGGUAACGAGAUUAGGUUUAGAUAUGUCCUGUUGGUUAGACGUAGAAGUAGGUCGGCUGGCGGAGAAGAGAAUGUGGAAAUUCCACGCUGUAGGUCCAAGAGGCGAAACCGAAGGUGGUGGCAUUGUGAAGAGGACACCCGUUGUGGGAUCGAUCACUGGUUUGCAUGCGGUGAAUAAAAGAUUAAAAGAAGAGGUAAAGGGUGAGCUCCGAUGUGGAGACGCAAUGAAAGCUUUGAAGAGGAGAGGAAGGCGAGUGUGUGUUCCGACGUGGGUCGCGAGAAAGCGGAGGGCAAGGGGAAGGAGAAAAUGGUCAGAGGCUGAAUGAAGGCUAAUGGGUGAAAGGAAAGGAUGAUUAAGUUGAAAUGGGUCAAAGGAUGAUUGAGAAAGAAAUCCGAGCUCCUUGAGGCGAAGCAAAGAAGCAAAGAAGCGAAGCUAUUCGUUAAGUGGCACGUUUCUCCUUUCUUUUGUGCAUGAAAUUGAAAUCUACGUGACUGUGUACAUGGAGUGUGUACAUGUCAUUUGUCUUCGUGGUUUGUGUAACUCGGUGUGCGGGGCUACGGUGGUGUGUUCAUCUGGAGACGUUUUGGUUCGGUCGCCUGUCGGUUGUUUCGGAACGGGGAAAGAGGAAGUUCUUUUUCGUAUCAUCCUUCACUGUUUAACUAAGCAAUUGACGUACGAGAGCUUUUUUUGACGGCGAGUACGCUAUAACGCAGACAAAGCUGUUGAACAAAAUGGUGAUGCACAGACUAUGAACUGAAUCUGGGUACCUUCGCUCCUCUCCGAGGGUUUCGUGUGUGCGCGUAGGUGUGUGUGCAUAUGGAUGUUGUGUACUGUAUGACAGGAGCGAUAUCGAGCACACCCCUUGCAUGAGAUUCUAUAACUGUGAUAUGUACUGUAUGACCUUAUCACUGCCAUCAUUCAUAACGAUAUCGAGCACACCCUUGCAUGAGAUUCUACAAGUGUGAUAUGGACGCUCGCCGUGGACGGAUAUGGGCUUUGUACGGAUAGAUCGUCUUCAGUCUUGUUCGAUUACAGAGGUUGAUUACUACCUAGUGUUGUGGCUUUGGUAUUCACCUUUUGCUGUUGUAGUUUGCUUACCUUUUGUCAUCGAUGUAGUUUGCUAUCUACCUUUCGUUAUUGAUGCGGAAACAAGUGAUUACAAGAAGACAGGUUUGGGAAUACGAGCGAUAUUUCUUGCUGUGCCAGGGAUGGUUGGUCUUUUCUUUGCACACUAGUGGGAGGUCUAUAUAGCUCACGAUUUACGUAUCUAGGCGUGUCGAUUGUAGUGCGGAUUUUCCUGGUCGGAUUUUCUGAUGGCCGUGUUUUAUCCCCUCAUCUGGAUCGAUUUUUUCGUUUGCCAUCCUCUUCUGGUUGGCGUUGUUGCUGUGUAAUCGCGGUGUCUCGCUUGUUGAACAUCCUAUUUCGUUUCUUCUCUCGUCUUCAUCGGCGGGGUGACCUUGCCAAUCUGUUCACCGUCAGCAGGAUCCGCGAAGCCUCCCUCCUCCUCCCCCCGCCCCCUUCUUCCGCGCCCGCGGGGCCCUACCGACUCACAUAGGCACGUGCAUCGUAGAUGCGUUGAAACUUGCUUCGUUUCCGCUUUUCGUUUUUUUUUUUUGUCGCUCUACUCUGUGAGCUCGUGUCCUACUGCUGGGUAUUGGGCGGUCUCAUGAGUCGUUGUGGUCGUGUUCGGUGUGAUUUACGCUUGGUCUCUCCACUCAUCCAUUGUCUUUGUGCGUAUGUAAUGCUCAAUGCCGCUGAAGCGUGUGCUGAAACUAGAGAGAUACUAAAGAGAAGGUGAGUCUGGGGAUGGCGGGGGGAAGGGAAGGGGAAGAGCGGGGGUGGGGGGCUAAGUGGGGGUGGAAAGGUAUAGGUAAGGGGGACGCGGGGAUCGGCGGGUUUGGAACUUUUAGCUUGAAGAGGACUGUGGUUUGGUUUCUCUGCGAGAAGUCCGAAGGACCAGUUGUUAGUUAAGAAGUCUUAUGAAUGGGUCAUUGGCCUUUCGAACGUACACGCUUGAACGUACGCUUGAACGUACGAUUAAAUAAACGUUAUCACACAUUAGCGGCGAGAAAGGCCGACAAACUGUAUUUAUAAGCAAUUAUGCCUGUCGUUUUUAACGCUGAUACCGUAAGUAAGCUUCUGUAAUGUUUGGCUUUUUGGUUUGUAAAAUACGCUGAA
Molecule: messenger RNA, 3025 nt
Organism: Chara braunii
Lineage: Eukaryota; Viridiplantae; Streptophyta; Charophyceae; Charales; Characeae
Source: the annotation of a GenBank genome assembly